AUGACGGCUCUAACUGAAGAGGCAGCCACGACUCUAACGCCCCCCGUCACAGCCCAGCAAAGUAACUGGACAGUUAACACAACAGAAGCUGACUACACAGAAGGACCCAUAGCCUUGAAGUUCUCACAUCCUUGCCUGGAAGACCUCGAUAGUUACUGCAUCAAUGGUGUUUGUGCAUUCCACCAUGAGCUGGAGAAAGCCAUCUGCAGAUGUUUUACUGGUUAUACUGGAGAAAGGUGUGAGCACUUGACCUUAACUUCAUAUGCUGUGGAUUCUUAUGAAAAAUACAUUGCAAUUGGGAUUGGCGUUGGAUUAUUAUUAAGUGGUUUUCUUGCUAUUUUUUACUGCUACGUAAGAAAGAGGUGUCUGAAAUUGAAAUGGGCUUACAACGUUUGUUCUGGAGGAAGACCACUGUGAGGCCUUUGUAAGAAAUGUUCAUGAGACAUUUGUAAAAAUCGGUGGACCCAAAACUGAAAUCUUCAACUGAAGCAACGAAACCUCCCAAGCUGACUAGACUUGAAAAUAAUGGAAGCUGAGAUUAUGAUGAAAUGAGAGAAUAAACCUCAUGUUGGUUUUUAGACUUUGCCGUCAUUAGAGUGCCAUGGGAGCCAACUGAACAAGCUACUGUGACAGAAGUCAAGUUCAUAGUCCUACUCUGAGUUUGUUGCUGUUUUGUGUGGUUAUUGUGCUCACGGCAGAGACUGAGUUUCCUGUUUCUGACCACGUCAGAUGUGAAUUUUCAUGGGAAUAAUGAACCUUGCAGCAAGCCGAGGCAAUGCCAAGCUUGGGUUCUUCACGUGCUUGCUCCCAGUAUUUUGGACCACUACUUUAUGGACCUAAUCCCAAACAUGCUGCUUUCACUGUGUCUAAAAGAACAUGAUGUCAACUGUUAGGAUGAGAUCGGUGUUAUGGUACCUCCAGUGAACCAAACAUAUUCCUGAAGUCUAAGCCAGAGAGAAGAAAAUGGAAUGUCCAAGGCAAACACAAAUCAUACCCAGUUGGUGACAACAGUGUGGAGCCUUUAUCUGUGAAAUACGGAAUAAGCUACAGAGUUUCUGAUGACUGAAAGCUAUCUGCAUAUUGAGCCCUGAGUAGGCAAAACAUUUCUGUUUCUGCAUGGAUUAUAAAACUUUUUGUUGGACUUAUUAGUCUCCUAAUGCUUAUGUUCAUCACUUCCUCCUAUUUUUAGCCGAAUUACCUGGUGACUAUCCAUUGGGACUGAAAUUCUAGAGUUCUACUAAUAAAUAAAAUUCUACAAUUGGCCCUGAAAUAGAAACUGAAGAGUUGGACAUAAGAAUUUUUCCACCAGCCGACAGCAUGUGGAAAGUUUCUUUACCAUUUCUGAAUACUUGAAAGGAGAUUUGCACAGAGAGAGAGAAAAUGAAACAAUGGUAGAAAUAUCUAUUUAGGAAUUAGGGUCCUUCCUCUUUAAUCAUGUUUUAUCCACAUAAUUCAAAUAGUCUUGUGCAGGUCCCUUAAUUUCUUUGGGCUUUGCUUUCAUUUUCUACAAGGCCCUUCUAGCUCUAAAGUUUGACAGUGGGAGACAAGAGAAAUUUUUCCACAUCUGUGCUGAAAGUGGGAUUAUUCUCAAUCCCACCUCUGUCCCCAGCCCCAUCUCUAACCCCAAAACGCACCACUGGAUAUCAUCUUAGAUGUAUAUUUUAGUGUUUCGUUUGUAAAAUAAUAAUUUAAGAAUUUGUUUUUAAAGGAAG
Diceros bicornis minor is the source of this 1712-nucleotide messenger RNA. It is a transcript of the gene EPGN, whose product is annotated as epithelial mitogen. The transcript is spliced from 4 exons. Bases 1 to 417 code for a protein of 138 amino acids. The record is from RefSeq and is a predicted model, not a curated record. Gene Ontology annotation, biological process: positive regulation of cell population proliferation; positive regulation of mitotic nuclear division; epidermal growth factor receptor signaling pathway. NCBI's taxonomy places the organism in Eukaryota, Metazoa, Chordata, Mammalia, Perissodactyla, Rhinocerotidae.